AGCUGGCAACAUCGUCAUCGACCCGCAGUUUGCUACGCGCGGGGAGGGGGGCGUGCCGUCUGUCAAAUCGAAUUACGUUCUUGAGUUAUAUUUUCGCGAUCAUUUCAUUAGAAAAAAAGCUUUUUCAUGAAUUAAUUUGCGCUGUAUUAGUGUUAUUGUCUGUUCGCUAACGGUUGGCGAACAUGAAACAUAGUGCGGACUCGAAAUAUUCUGUUACAUUUGCGUCGCGAUCACGGCCCGAGGAAUUGCUAUUUUUAUUUAGCCCAGUUUUAUUGUAAAUAUUGUUUUUAUGUGUCGAAACAGUGGUGCAGUACUGUUUUUUGAACUUAUUUCUUAGUCUAUUUGACUGUGAUCAUCGACGGACCGUGAAAAGAUUACGUUCAAACGUUUUGUUACGAAAAUACUUUCGAAAUUCAGUGUUUGAGCAACGUCUGGUGCCAAUGUUAGUACAAAAACGGAUUUGUGUUCUUAAAAUGUAGUGCCAAAGUGUUCUAAUGCAACCUUUUACAGUGUUACGUGCGUAAUUAUCGCUAAAAGUUACUAAAGACGCUUAUAGUGUACAACAUUUCAAUUUGGAUUGUUCUAAAUGAGGUUGUGUAUGUUUUUGACUGUUGCAAAAGUGAAGUGAAUCUAACUAAAUGGCAUUUUAUCGCGGUAAAUUGCUUUAUAUUAGUGCGAAUCGAAGAUGAGGCGGGUUUUCGGCGUAUGCACUGAUAGCUGGAUGCUCUGUGGUCAGAAUGUGAGCGGAUAAUCAUUCCAGGCUCUCCUAGAUGUUGUCUGGCUCCCCCCACGGCUCGGUGAUGUCGUGCCAGUCGCUCGCCGCUCGCGCGUUCGCCGAGCCCGACAAGGAUAUGACACAAUGCAGCAGUUUUCACAGAUCAGUACGGUUCAGCUCGGACUCCCGGAGCUCCACCAGAGCCUCCAAUGAUGCGGAAAACAAGAGGGAGACACCUGGCUCCAUAUCUCUUACGGCGUUAUCGGUGACGCCUGUAACGUCACAGGGGUCAGCCAUGAGCCAGUCAGCGCCCUCAGCGUCAGCCACUUACGAUGCUGAUGAUGAUUCGCCGGUUCCCCCCGUACCUUCGUGCCGUUUCCCCAAGCUUGAAGAAUGCGCCCAUUUCCACUACGAGCGGGUGUCUCUCGGUGGACUCAGCAUUGAGACUGUCCGCUGUGAGGAUAAGUGCCAAGACUCUAUGGAAGAUGGUGAAGGUUGGAUAUGCCUCAAAGUGCGGUCCCACGUGAGUUCAACGGAAGAGGCUUCAGAGUCCAAAGCCCUGAGCUCGUCGUGGACUGAAGCCAGCGAUGUACGGGAGUGGACGCUCACGAGGAACAGGGAUAACUUGCUGCAGUUGGAUGAUAUGUUGCAUAGAUGCAUAUACGACCGCAAAGUCUCCGGUCUACCGAACCUUCGAGAGAAGAUCUCCCCAGCCCUCUCCCGGUCUGAGUCAGAAUACCAGCGUCUGAUAUCAGACUACGUGCAUCACCUGUCCAUCAUAGCGGACGACUCUAUCAACUGCGGGCCCGUGCUUAACUGGCUGCAGAUGGACAAUAAGGGCCACAAGCUGUUGGUAGCGAAUGAAGAUUCUUCUUCAAUCAACACGCCAGCCGUCGCCGCUGCUUACUCCGUCAGGAAAUACGUGUCACAGGCGCGAGACGAAAUAAGUUUCGAAGUGGGCGACAUGAUAUCUAUCAUCGAUAUGCCUGCUCUACCAGGUCCAGCGGAAUCCCUGUGGUGGCGCGGCAAGCGAGGCUUCCGCGUCGGCUUCUUCCCGCACCACUGCGUCGCCGUCAUCGGGGACAAGGUGCCGCGCCAUAUGACGCAGCCACCGCCUAUUGUCGGUUCAGUAGCAGUAGCCCCAAUAAAGCCGGUGCUUCGUAAGCACGGGAAGCUGAUCUCUCUGUUCCGUAGCUUCAUACUGUCUCGACCCUCGCGCCGAAGCCUGAAGCAGCAAGGCAUAUUGAGGGAGAGGGUCUUCGGAUGCGAUUUGGGAGAACAUCUGUUGAAUUGUGGACAUGAUGUCCCCGCGGUGCUAGUAUCAUGCGCGGCCUGCAUAGAGGCCCGGGGCCCAGUAGACGGGGUAUACCGGCUAUCGGGCGGCGCGGGCCUCACACAGCGACUCCGGGCCGCCUUCGACGCCGGCCAGGCACCCGACUUGUGCGCCCCGGCCGCCGCCAGGGACCCACAUGCAGUGCCGUCAUUGUUGAAGAUGUACUUCCGCGAGCUACCAAAUCCUCUAUGCACGUACCAGCUAUACGAGAGCUUCGUGAGCGCAGUCCAAACUGGAGACGAGGCCGCCAGGCUUAAGGCCGUCAGAGAUACCGUCGUGAAAUUGCCUCCGCCGCACUAUAGAACACUAGCCUACCUAAUGCGUCAUCUACGUCGAGUAUCACUCCUGGGCUCGCAGACGGGCAUGACGGCGCGGAACAUGGCCAUCGUAUGGGCGCCCAACCUGCUGCGAGCACCGCGUCCGCAGCACGCACUGCAAGGAGUCGCUGUACAGGCGGUGGUGACAGAGUUUCUGAUCUGCUACGCGGAGGAGUUGUUCGCUCAGGAACAGGGCGAAGACUCGGGACCUGAAUCUCUUGAACAGGAACGUUGUGAAUCUCAGGUGGAGCUUCGCGGCACGGAGUCGUGUCGGAGACCUAAGAGUUUGCCCAUCAAUCCGCCUACUAAGUUAUUGAGCCUCGAAGAAGCCCGUCGUCGCGGUCAGGCGGGCGGAGCCCCGGCGCUGUCGCCGCGCUUACCACCCGCCUCCGGCGCCAUCGCCGCCGCCGCCGCCGCCAACACACAGCUCCGGCCCUCCUCGCACCUCCGCCCCAAAUAUAUCGAGGUCGGAUCAGGACCCAACAAUUUACCACAGUACCACACAGUACUAGAGUUACCUGCACCUGGCAAGCGUGGUCUAAAGCGGUCUCCGAGUGGUUGGCGCGGGCUGUUCACGCGCAGUAAACAGCAGCGAGCUCGCAGUCGCCGCGACACCGCGCCCACACUGCCACCGUCACCCACACCGCCACCCGACGUACCAAUGUGCCAGUCGGGCCUAGGGCUUCGCCCCGUCAAGUCGUGCGAGUCUCUCACUUCGGACACGGACACACUGGCGCCGCUAGCCGACAGGGCUGCUGUCGCUUUGAAACAUCAUACCAGAAGCCGCUCAUCGUCCGAUGUGUGGCAACACAGCGCGAUGUUGCCGGCAACUGUUGCGCAACAGUCGCCCAAUGUGGACUUAAGGUCAUCAUCAUGCGACUCGUACUUCGAGCCGUGGCAAGCCGAAUUAGCAGACAUGAGACUGCGGCUAUCACCACAGGAGAGAGAUCACCACAUGUUCAGCGAAGAGGAUGAUACGCAGCUGCAGAUGAACCACGCCCAGGGUGAUUCCCUCUGCUCAACACCACCAGAGUCGGGGCUUUGCAGCGCGGAGCCCAGUCCGAGACGUAACUUACGCGUCGACAUACACCAAGCUAACGAAUUGGCUGAACGUCGUCGCCUAGCCCUAGAAGAGCAACUGUCGUCGAUCGGCUACAUAGACGGCGAGUCUCCUCGGUCCCGGCCUCCGCCCGAGAAGCGCCACUCCGCCCGCCCCGCCUCGCCGCCCAACUCCGAUAUUGCUAAGAGACUAUGCAAAGACAGAGAUAGUCCACUAGCGUCGCUCACAGACUUCCCGACCUCUCUAGGCAACGUGAAACUCAGAGAGCGAAACUCGCCCAGAAAAUCCAAAGCUCGAUACAGUGGUAUGCACUUAGACAAUGACAAACAAACAAACAGGCUCAGUUGGCACGGCAAAGAUGGCCACUCCACCCUUAUUAAAAUAGACUGGCCUGCAGAAAACUCUGUUUCCACAUUAACUACAAGCACUAUCAAUUCUAGCCCUCUAACACCAGUCACACCUAUAUAUGACCCUCUUGAAAGCGAUUCAGAAAUCAGCGAAUCGAACAAACAUACUAUACAAAUCAAAAGCGAAAUUUGUAACAACUGUGAUCAAGAAAAAUGCUUAAAAUGUGAACUCAAAGCCACUGAUUACGAAAAUCUUAAAGAUUUCUCUGAAGGCUUACAUGACAGUCUAGAACAUAGCCCGUUACACUCAACCGAUAUUAGCUAUCAGAAUCUUAAUAGAUUGUCUGCAGUUUCGAAUUCAUCCAACUCCGAUCACACGGAUAAGAAAAAAGAUGAGAAUGACGCAAUGAAGGUCAUGACGUCAUCACACGAAAGCUCGUCAAGUUAUUCCAACGUCAGUUUAACUAAAGCAGACGAGUUGUAUGAAUGUUACAACUAUACACGACCGAAUUAUAUUAAUUUACAGUCGUCUAGUACUAGCAAAAGUUCGCCAGGGAGUCCCUUAAAAAGUCCUCUAAAAUCUACCAUUAGUAUUACGUUCCGAUCUCCAAGUAAAUCUAAGAAUUUUGAAGAUACUCCAACAAAUGAUAGGGAUUCGGUCUACGAAGAUAUUGAUUUAGAAAAGAAUUUGUCGAUAGUUGAAGAUGCUAGUGUACCUCAGACUGAUGCAAGUUUGCCUACUCAACAGGCUUGCCAACCUGAUGAUCUUGAGGACUUAAUCAUACUUGAAACUCCAACAGAAACUAACCUUAAUGAUGAUUUAGAUGUCUAUAGCCAAGUUAAAUUCUUCAAAAAGAGUAUCGACGAAGUAAAUGCGAUGUUACUACCAGAAGAUAGGCAUUAUGAAAAUAUUGCCUUCGAAACACAAAAUGAGUACGAAAAUAUUAACGUUGGUACUCUCAAAAUUUGUGACAAAGAUCUUAUAAAUGUUGAUAACACAAAAGAAAAUGUUGAAAACGGUGAAAAUGGCAAUUUCAAAACUAUGAAUGUCAGAGAAUUGGCCAUCCGUUUCGAAAGUCCUACGGAGCAAAAAGCGGCGUUCACCUUCGAUAAAUUUAAAGCUGAAAUUAAAUAUCCAAGUUUGGAACGAAAAGACGAGAAACGGAUAUUGGAAGUCAAAAAAAUCGACUUCAAAACUCCCACAGCUUCGCCUAAGGCUUACAAAUUAUCCAAAAAUUCUUGUAAUGCCAGAUCUUUAGACGAGAACGCAUUUAUAAAAGAAUUUGGUAACGACGAAUCAAACGAUAGAAGAAAAAGCCUAGAAGUUAAAACGUCAAACAAGAAACUACCAGAUUUGAAUUUAAAUACGGAACACGAGCAUAAAGUAAUAAUAACUCCGACCACAGAGAACAAAAUCUCUUUGAUACAAAGGUUCGAUAGGCCGGAUAUAAAAAACCUAAUCUCUUUAGACUGUGACAAGAAAUUAAGCAGAGAAAGAAUAGAGAAAUAUAAAGAAGAACGGAGAAAUUUUCUCAGAGAGAAAUACAGUUCGCAAUCUUUUCGAUCGAGUCCUGAACAGUUGACGCGAAUAAAGAUACGGAAAGAUAAAGAUGAUAAAAUAGAGAAUUGUGAAAGGUUGAAAGAUGAAUUGCCUAAGUUUGAGAGGCGGAAUACGGUGGACUUAGGGCAGAGGCUGAGAUUCAGUCUGGCUAAGAGUAGCAACAACCUGGAGUCGAUCCCGUCACCAUCUAGUCCUGAUAAAGAGUUUCGGUGUGAGGGCAAUCAAGAGAGCAGCCAGUUUGAUAGAAAGGAGAAAGUUUCCCCCACAUAUAAUAUAAGAGAUAUGACGGCGAUUUUCGAGCAGAAAUCUCAACAUAACGGUUGACAUUGACAGAAUUACUCAUAAAUGUACCAUAGACUGUGGUGAGACUGGCGGCGGUUGUCUCUGGUCACGGUAAGUCGGCCAUCUUGAAAAAAAUAUUGUAAAAAAGUCUUUUUUUGGCUAGUAUUUGUGAAUGUUACAAAAAUUUAUUUAUAGGAAAAUUGGUUCGUGGAUUUUUUUCGGCUUUGUAAAAUGUCAGGAUCAUAAAUAUUAAAUGAGGUAUUUUUUAGUAAAAAAUGGGGUCAGAAAUUAAAAUUAAGCAUGAACUUUGAAAAAUCGUGUUACAAGAGUUGAAGUCAUAAAAGUAUAUUGUAUAAAAAAUAUACUUAUUGCUUUGAGAGUCAAAAUGAGUAAUGAAAUAAAAUAAAAACAAUUUCAGUUUCAAAAAAAAAAUUUUUGAAUCUGACCCCUUUUAAGGCAACCGAGUGUAAAUUGUGAAAUUGUUUGUAAGCUUGCUUUUUUGGUGAGAUUUGUUACUUAUGCAUAAGUUGUGAAGUUUUUAAAAAAUUGUGUAGCAAUAAAUCUAUAUGCGUUUUAUACAAAUUACUUAAAAACGAUCAAAUGUGACAUUAUCACAAAAGUUUACAAAUAAUUGAAAAAUAUAUUAAAAAGUUUUUUUUUUUUUCAUAAGAAACCCCGCAGUCUCACUACAUUUAGCCAUUAAAUUGUUAUCUUGUAUAUUAAACAAACAAACUCAUUUUUAUUGUGAAAUGUAUUAUAAAUAAGUUGUAUUAUCAAUAUAUUGUUGUAUACUUUAUACAUAAUCUGAGAUAUUAUUUGCAGAAUGAAUUAAAAAGGAAAACAUACACAAAUCUAAACAUGGUAAAUAUAAUAAAUAAAUUGCUUAAUGAAAGGCAUAGAAAAAAACAUUAAUAUGUGAACAAAAUCGUUCUCAUCAUUUUUUUUUAAUAAAUUAUUCCCUUAAAAAAUCUGUAACACCUGUUUUUAUCUGUUUUAAUUUUUUCUUGUAUAGUCCAAUCUGCGAUUUGUAUCUUUUUGUGUAUAAAGUAUACAAUCCAAUAUAUUUUAGUUAUUAUAUAAUAAGUCACUUGUUUCGUUAUAUUAUUAUUAUUUAUUGACAAUUUAUUUUUACUUAUUAUUAUUAAUUUCUUGUUUAAUCAUCACAAUUUUGGCCAAGUUUUGAAGCGAUAUAUAAAAGAAAAAUUCAGUUUUCAAAUAUUUCCAUUACUGAAAAGAGAUGAUGAUGAUGAUUUCCUCCUAGCCGAUUAUUCGGCCACGGCAGCUGUUCUCAUAUAAGGAGAUCAGCCAGCUGCGCAGGACAUAAUAUAGUGCACGCACACUCGCUGGGACUGCGGUGCACUCACUAUUCCUUCACUCUCAUAGCGCGAUGCGACGACAAGCCGACACCAGCGGAGACAGAUCACAAGCACGACCGACAUUAACGUGCUCUCUUAUGAACGUAUAAAUCUAUAACUCUUUCUCCUUUAACCAAUUAAAGUUUUUUUGUCUAUUUCGCUUCAAAACUGAAUCAAAACAAGUAUUAUUAUUAUAUUAUGAAAUAAACAAAUUAAUUCUCAUACGUUAAGUUGUUGACAAGGAAUCUCUAUAUAUUUCUCAAUGUUUUUUCGAAAAAACAAUGGACUCGAUUUUGGCGCCUUUUUCUAUAUAAAUAAGAAAAUGUCCCGAAAAUUGCAUUUUAUGCGUAGUAAAAUAUGACUUAAGUGUAUGACAAUAAGGUUGAUUUUUCAAUGGUAACUUUUCUUAGUACAAUAACUUUAAAACGGUUGAGUCGAUUUUAAUGGAAUAUGUCCAAGAACCUGAUUAGACACCUUCUUUCAUCUAAAAUCGCGUCCAAAUCGGUUCAUCCAUUUCAGAGCUACUGUACCACUUUACACUUAUCGGUCAAACUUAUAACACCCCUCUUUUUUGCGCCGGGGGUUAAAAACAAAACUCAACUACCGUAUAUUGAAAUUUCAACUUUAUUGCCAUACAAUUAAGUUAUAUUUUCAGUUGUCUUCUGAAAAUACCUCGUCACUGAUGGUCGGCCCUUACAGAUUUUUUGUUCUAAUAUGAUACUUGAGAGUAUUUGAGAAUCUACGUGGAAAAGGUGCCUAUUAAUUUUGACUAGAACGCAUAUUGUAGCGGGUUUCAAUUUUGAAAACUUCUGAGAUGAUAAAUGUUUAAAAUAAUACCUAUAGUUGAUUAAAUUAAAUCCACUAUUAUGUCGUAAUCAUGUUUUCCAAAUAAAAGUAUUCUGAGUUGAAAUCUGUUGCAGUAUUGCCACUAAAAAGAAAUAUUGUGUUGCCAUAUUGAAAAAAAUAUAGGUAAAUGAUAAUAAUAAAAAUGCAUUUAUUACUAUAUUUUUGUAAGCUGUAUUUAUUCAAUAGAAUAGAGGCUCUACAUUAAAUACUUGAAUCUUAUAGAAAUAUAAAAAAGACUAGAAAAAUAUAUUAAAAAUAACUGCUAUUCGGAAUCUCGGGAACAAUGCUGAAGGUUCUAACAUUUGUCAGAAUUUCUGACGCUUUCUGAAAAUGUCAGACGGUAGACGGAUUGUUUUUGUAAUAAAAGCUAAAUGUUUAGUCAAUUUAUAUUUAAAUAAUGUUCAAUAUUAUGACAUAGCUUUCUUUGUAUAUAAAAAUAAGCACCUCUUUUUGUAAAGUCGGGGAAUUGAGUCGGAAACAUAUAGGUAGCUAGAAUAUACUAUACACAUAAUUCUUUUUUGAAUUAUACGCAGAUGCGUCUGCGGGAUACUACUACUGUUACAGCCUUUGUAUCGUCCCACUGCUGGGCUGCGGCCUCCUCUCACACGGAGAAGGAUUGAGCAUUAAUCACCACGAUUGCUCAAUGCGGGUUGGUCAUUUCAGAAUUUAUAGUUCAGGUUUUCUUAAGAUGUUUUUCCUUCAUCUUUUUUAUCAGCCAUUGGUGUCCAAGAUACAUACUUGCUUACUUUUUUCAUCUUUUUGUGAAUGAUGAAAUAGUUCCUACUCGGAAUUGAAACUUAAUAUGUUUUCGACUGAAUUCUAAUAUACGGACAAUAAUACAAGUCUAUCUAUACAUCAAAAGCUUCGUUCGAAAAUGUACCUAUAUUGAAUAAUCUUUCAAAAUCAUCGGUAUUUUAUAAUUUUACGGCCGUUUCUAUCUGUCGAUUUGCUUACUAUCAUCUGCCUAGCCUUUUCCCAACUAUUUUAGGUCGGAUCUCCUCAACCCAGUUACCCGGGCAACCCAAUACCUAGUAAGACUGGUUGUCAGACUUACUGGCUGCUGACUACCCGUAACGACUGCCAAAGAUGUUCAAAUGACAGCCAAAUAGAGAUAGAAUUUUGAUAUUAUGAGUAAUUUCAAAUUCUUAUCUUUAGUAAGCAACAACAGAUUGAUUAAAUAUUGGGAAUGGCCGCUAAACGAUUUUAAUGAACUUCAAAAUUGUUUAACUUUUAUGGUAAUAAAAAUUGCAUUGAAUAAAAAAAUACAAAAAAUAAUAGCUUGAACAGAAAUUAUGUAAGUUCUUAAUGACAAUGUAAAAUUGAAUUAUGGAUUUGGUAUAUAACUUGUUUUAAAUCAUCUAUUAAGUAUAUUUUCUUUGAGAAAGUAUUUAAUUUACUACCAAUCCAUCCGUUACUUUUCGAUUAAAUAUUGCAAUUUGACAUAAUAUAUGAGAAGGUAAUGCCCAAAUCAAUAUUCAAUCGCGACACACUGGAUGGAUCAGUUAUUGAAAUCAGUAAGACUAGUGGCAUGGUUCAUCAUGAAUUUUCUGAUUAUCAACAUCAUAAUCUGACUAAAGCAACCAAUAUGAUUUUGUUAUUUAAAUAUCUCGUAUCAGACAACUCAGUAGUUUCCCUGUGCGGAAAAAAUUAUUGGUUGUUUGAAAAUCAUCUUAUAUUUGGUAGAUUAUGGCAUAUAAAUUAAGUUGUGCCCAAAUGGUACUUGGUAUUGGUGGAACUGGCCAUUUAAUAUUGUUAAUUUGGUACGAAAGAUGUUAUGUUUAUUAUUAUUUGAAAUAAUAACAGAAAUAAAGUGCACAUUAAUAUUCUAUAACCGACUGUGUCAUUGCCAAAUCGUGUUUCUCUUUCAAAAUGUAUUGUAAGCGACGCGAGCUAAGUCUCCAUGUUUAAACUAAGCGUAUAUGAAUAAAUAUUAAUUAUUAUGUAAAAAAAAUGUAACAAAAAACUUGUAUUUUUUGUUGAGGAAACACUGAGUUUGGUAGAUUUUUUUCGUUCAUAUGGCAACACCUUUGUGUUAUGGUAGAAUUAGAAUGAGUGACUAAUUUUAUAUUUAAGUCAGUAUUUUAAGUAAAUUAACAUAACAUACGAAAUCUAUCAUUGAUUUUUGUGAUCAAUUUCUUCAGAAAUCUACCAAAUUGAGUGUUUUUUCAAUGGAUAAGUUAAAAAGGUGAGCUUUAAGCGUUUUCACUUAUGAGGAUGUCGCGAGGGCGUCUUGUACUGUCGUGUAAUAUAUGAAUAUCCUUUAUGUCGGCUUGUAGAUUGUAGGUUAUGACGAAUAAAAAGUAUUGCAGAA
Molecule: messenger RNA, 10127 nt
Organism: Helicoverpa armigera (cotton bollworm)
Lineage: Eukaryota; Metazoa; Arthropoda; Insecta; Lepidoptera; Noctuidae
Gene: CdGAPr
Product: GTPase-activating protein CdGAPr
Exons: 27
Coding region: 771-5657 (1628 amino acids)
Biological process (GO): small GTPase-mediated signal transduction
Molecular function (GO): GTPase activator activity; protein binding
Source: RefSeq, a predicted model, not a curated record